This is a messenger RNA of Pygocentrus nattereri (red-bellied piranha), 963 nucleotides long. Its product is annotated as olfactory receptor 52K1-like. NCBI's taxonomy places the organism in Eukaryota, Metazoa, Chordata, Actinopteri, Characiformes, Serrasalmidae. Gene Ontology annotation, cellular component: membrane. The transcript has a single exon. The coding region runs from base 1 to 963 and encodes 320 amino acids. Gene Ontology annotation, molecular function: G protein-coupled receptor activity; olfactory receptor activity. The record is from RefSeq and is a predicted model, not a curated record. Gene Ontology annotation, biological process: G protein-coupled receptor signaling pathway.
AUGGUGUUGUACAGCAUGCAAGGUCUUCCUGCAGAUAAUGUUUCAUUCACUACAUUCAAACUGAAUGGUUUCUAUUCUUUUGGAGAAUGGCGGCGCUUUCUAUUCAUCCCAUAUUUUUUUAUGUUUUUAUUGUCUACCACCUCAAACUCUAUUCUGAUAUUUUUAAUCAUCACCCAGAGAGCUCUCCACUCUCCAAUGUUUAUAUUUAUUGCUCUAAUGGCUGUCGUGGAUCUGACUAUGCCAAUGAUAAUUGUACCACACAUGCUGCUCAACUUUGUAUUUGACUGGAAUGGGAUUUCACUUGUUGGCUGUUUAACACAAAUAUUUUGCAUUCAGUAUGUUGGUUCAUAUCAAUCUACUCUACUGCUGUGGAUGGCUCUGGAUCGGUUCUUUGCUAUAUGCAGACCUCUUUCUUAUCAUAAUUAUAUGCACAUUCCCAACUUUUUAAAGUUUAUUGUUGUUCCUGUAUUUAGAAAUAUACUCUUAAAUAUUGCAAUGAUCACUUUGGCUGGAAAACUACAUUUUUGUAUGAAAAAUGAGAUUGAUCACUGUUUUUGUGAACACAUGGGCCUGGUCCAGCUAGCAUGUGGAGAUACUUCUGUGAACAACUUACUUGGACUUGUAUCUGCUUUUCUAAUACCAGCUGCAGAUUUUGUUUUGAUUGCUGUAUCUUAUGUAAUAAUAUUUAGUUCUGUUAUGAAAUCAGGCAGGUCCAGCAUGAAGGCCAUCAACACUUGUUUAACACACAUAAUUGUUAUGACAUUUAGUUUAGUUUUUGUUUUGACAGCUUUUUUGUCUUAUAGAAUUAGAAAUAAUUUUUCUCCUGGGAUCCGUAAUUUUAUAAGUACCAUGUAUGUACUUUUUCCAAGCUGUUUCAAUCCAGUUAUUUAUGGAGUGAGAACAAAAGAAAUAAGGCAGCAGUUUUUAAAAUUCUUUAACCAUGUGAAUGUCUUACCUCAUUAA